Messenger RNA from Protopterus annectens (West African lungfish), 1033 nucleotides. RefSeq names its product b(0,+)-type amino acid transporter 1-like. The record is from RefSeq and is a predicted model, not a curated record. Gene Ontology annotation, cellular component: membrane. The transcript is spliced from 3 exons. Gene Ontology annotation, biological process: amino acid transmembrane transport. Bases 53 to 1033 code for a protein of 326 amino acids. Gene Ontology annotation, molecular function: L-amino acid transmembrane transporter activity. NCBI's taxonomy places the organism in Eukaryota, Metazoa, Chordata, Ceratodontiformes, Protopteridae.
UAAACAGUAUAGAAAGAAAUAAGAAUACAGGCAUCAACAAAUUAUUUCAGGAAUGGGGCAAGAAGUUACACCCCAGAUGAAAGCUAGAAGCAGUGAACUGGAAUAUGAAGGAGUCAAACUGAGAAGAACAGUUGGAUACUUUAGUGGAAUAAAUUUUCUUGUGGGUGUUAUCGUAGGUUCUGGCAUAUUUGUUUCUCCUGGUGGAGUGCUAAAAUAUUCCAAUUUUAGCGUUGGGAUAGCACUUGUCAUAUGGACCAUAUGUGGGCUUUUAUCCAUGAUUGGAGCCCUUUGCUAUGCAGAACUAGGAUGCAGUUUACCAGUCUCUGGAGGAGAAUAUCAGUACAUCAAAAGAGCACUGGGCCCAGUCUGUGCUUUUAUUUUUCUGUGGACGUAUGUCAUCUUCAUUAACCCUGCUUCAAUUGCUGCUAAAGCUUUGACCUUUGCAGAAUAUGCUAUACAGCCUUUCUAUCCUGGAUGUCCAAUACCAGAACUGGCAAAGAAAGGUGCGGCCAUAGCUGUUGUCCUUGCUCUUGGAGUUAUAAAUUCGCUGAGUGCAAAGUGGGCUACCUGGGUACAAAAUGUAUUCACUGUAUUGAAAGUGCUUGCCCUAGCUGUCAUUUCUAUUGGUGGUAUAGUUUUCUUAGCAAUGGGAAGAACAGAAAAUAUGAUGAAUGCAUUUAGUGGAGAAUCUCCUACUGUGUCCCAGGUAGGACAAGCUUUUUAUCAAGGAGUCUUUGCAUUUGGAGGUUGGAAUGCCCUAAAUUUUAUCACAGAAAAAACAGAACUGUCUCAGAGUGUUCCACAACACUUAGAUGUCCUUUUCUGGCUCCAUCAGGAGUCACUCAUUGCCGAAGUUUCUGAGCCUGUGUUUUUAAGUAAUAUGAAGGACAUUAAAGCUCGUGUUCUUAAAGUGGAAGGGGAGGUGAUUGAACGCAAGAAGAAAAAGCUGCUAAGGGACAUUAAUGAUUACAAAAGAAUGAAAUUUUUUCUUGGCAGCACAAACCUAGAAAGGGGCAUGAUCAUCAAGUGUUAG